UCCGCCGCCGCCCGAGCCGCAGCUCGCGGCCGCCGCCCGGGCCAUGGAGACGCUGAACGGCCCCGCGGGCGGUGGCGCCCUGGACGCGAAGCCCCCCGGCCAGCACCACCGCCACCACCACCUCCACCCGCUGGCCGAGAGGAGGCGGCCGCACCGCGCGCCCUCGCCCGCCAGACCCUUCCUCAAGGACCUGCACACCCGGCCCCCCGCGCCCGGCUCGACCCCGCCGAGCCCCUCCCCGGGCCGAACCCCGGCGCCCGGCGCCCCGCGCUCGCCCAGCCUCGCGGGCAAGGCGCCGUCGUCGCCCGGCUCCCUGGCGGCGCCCGGCCGCCUCUCCCGGCGCGGCGGCGGCGGCGUCCCCGGCGCGAAGGACAAGCCGCCGCCGGGCGCCGGAGCCACCCGGGCGGCAGGCGGUGCCAAGGCCGCCGCGGGAAUCAGGAGGGCGGCGCGCGCGGUGCCCGCCGAGCCGCCGCCUCGGGCCGGGAAGCCGCCCGGGGCCGAACCGCCUCCCCACGCCGCCAAGGGCCGCAAAGCCAAGCGCGGCUCCGGGGUGCCCCCCGCGCGCGCCCUCGGCCUCCCGCCCCCGGCCGCCCCGAUCCCCGCCGUGACCCUCUCGGUGACCUCGGCGGCCGGCUCCCCGGCCCCCAGCUCGCGGAUCAGCCACACGGACAGCAGCUCCGACCUCUCCGACUGCCCCUCGGAGCCCCUUUCCGAUGAGCAGCGCCUGCUCCCCGCCGCCAGCAGCGACGCCGAGUCGGGCACCGGCUCCAGUGACCGGGAGCCCCCACGAGGAGCAGCCCGGGGGGCGCCGCCCGCCAGCCCCGACCUCCUCGCUGCACCCCCGGUCGCCGCCGCCGCCGCCUAUCUCGGGGGCCGGAACAGCCCCAGCGGGCUCACCCCAGGGUCCCCGGGGCCGGGAGCGACCGAGGAUGCGGGAGGGCGCGUGCCACCUGAGCGAGCGGUCCCCGGGAUGCCCAAGGAGCCCAGCCCGGAGGAGCAUCCCCGGCUCGGGCCGGUGCCGGUGGUGGUGGAGGAGGAGGAGCUGCUUCGGGAGAUGGAGGAGCUGCGCUCCGAGAACGACUACCUCAAGGAUGAGCUGGAUGAACUCCGAGCUGAGAUGGAAGAGAUGAGAGACAGCUACUUAGAGGAAGAUGUUUACCAACUGCAGGAGCUCCGGCGAGAGCUGGACCGUGCUAACAAGAACUGCCGAAUCCUACAGUACCGGCUCAGGAAAGCUGAGCAGAAAAGCCUGAAAGUGGCAGAAACAGGGCAGGUGGAUGGUGAGCUCAUCAGAAGCCUAGAGCAAGACUUGAAGGUAGCCAAAGAUGUGUCUGUCAGAUUGCACCAUGAACUUGAGACUGUGGAGGAAAAGCGUACUAAAGCUGAAGAUGAAAAUGAAACUCUCCGGCAACAGAUGAUUGAAGUGGAAAUAUCCAGACAGGCCCUCCAAAAUGAGCUAGAGAAGCUGAAAGAGAGUUCCCUAAAGAGAAGAAGUAGCCGGGAAAUGUUCAAAGAGAAGAAAACCUUUAACCAGGAAGACAGUGCCGAUCUGAAGUGCCAGCUGCAAUUUGCCAAAGAGGAAGCCUCCCUGAUGCGCAAAAAGAUGGCUAAGCUGGGGAGGGAGAAGGACGAGCUGGAGCAGGAGCUCCAGAAGUACAAGUCGCUCUAUGGUGAUGUGGAUAGUCCCCUCCCCACAGGGGAAGCCGGAGGACCCCCCAGCACCAGGGAGGCAGAGCUAAAGCUGCGGCUGAAGCUGGUGGAGGAGGAAGCCAACAUCCUGGGCCGGAAGAUCGUGGAACUAGAGGUGGAGAACCGAGGCCUCAAAGCCGAGAUGGAGGACAUGCGGGUUCAGCACGAGCGUGAGGGACCAGGCCGGGACCACAUGCCAAGCAUCCCUACCUCACCCUUUGGGGACUCUCUGGAGUCCUCUGCAGAGCUCCGCCGACACCUGCAGUUUGUGGAAGAGGAGGCUGAGCUGCUGAGGAGGUCCAUAUCUGAGAUCGAAGACCAUAACCGCCAGUUGACCAGCGAGCUGAGCAAGUUCAAGUUUGAGCCUCGCCAGGAGCCGGGCUGGCUUGGGGACAGCACAGGUAAGGGCCCUGGAACGGGGUUGCCACUGCAGGAGGAACUGAAGUCUGCCAGGCUGCAGAUCAGCGAGCUGAGCGGGAAGGUCAUGAAGCUCCAGUAUGAGAACCGAGUGCUGCUGUCCAAUGUCCAGCGCUGCGACCUGGCAGCCCACCUGGGGCUGCGUGCCCCAAGCCCUAGGGACAGUGAUGCCGACAGUGACACAGGCAAGAAAGAGAGCGAUGGGGAAGAAGGCCGCCUGCCCCAGCCCAAGCGGGAAGGGCCAGUGGGCGGGGAAAGUGACUCGGAGGACAUGUUUGAGAAAACAUCAGGCUUUGGGAGUGGAAAGCCUUCAGAGGCCAGCGAACAGUGCCCAGUAGAGCUUCUGAGAUCUCGAGAGGACACCGAGUGCUUGGUGACCAUAAAGCAAGAGGCCCAGCGACUGGAGAGGACUGUGGAGCGCCUCAUCACGGACACGGACGACUUCAUCCACGACUCAGGGUUACAGGGCAGCAGCUUGGCCUUGCCUGGUAUCCAGGGUGAGGGCGAAAGGGGCCAGAAUGAGCCCCACCUGCUGGGGACCCUCAAUGUGAAUAUGAAAGCAUUCAGGAAAGAGCUGCAGGCCUUCCUGGAGCAGGUGACCCGCAUUGGGGAUGGGCUGUCACCUUUGUCCCACCUCACAGAGUCAUCGAGCUUCCUCUCCACGGUGACCUCUGUGUCCCGGGACUCCCCCAUCGGGAACCUAGGGAAGGAGCUGGGCCCAGAUUUGCAGUCCAAACUGAGAGAUCAGCUGGAGUGGCCGCUCUCUCAGGAGCGAGGGGACGAGCCAGAGGGCCUGCGCCUGCGAGCCGCCACGCGCGAGCUGCACCGCCGGGCUGACGGGGACGUUGGGAACCACCGGCCUGCGGGCCAGAGCUGCUUCAAUCUGCUAGAGCUCAGGGGCCCCCCUGGUUUACCUGAGCAGAGUGUUUCGAUAGAAGAGCUACAGGGUCAGCUCGUGCAGGCGACCAGACUUCAUCAAGAGGAGACAGAGGCAUUUACAAACAAGAUCCACAAGAUGGAAGAGGAGCACCUGUAUGCCUUGAGGUGGAAAGAACUGGAGAUGAACAGCCUGGCUUUGCAGAACACCCUCCAUGAGCGAACCUGGAGUGAUGAGAAGAAUCUGCUGCAACAGGAGCUCCGGUCCUUAAAGCAGAACAUUUUCCUCUUCUAUGUCAAGCUCAGGUGGCUGUUGAAACACUGGCGGCAGGGGAAGCGGAUGGAGGAGGGAGGAGAGGAUCUCCCUGAGAGUGAACAUCCUGAGAACUUCUCUGGGCUUGGUGAACUAGGAGUCCAGGGGGGUCACCAGGUGGAAAGACCAGCUCGAGAUGACGGUGACCAAGGCUGUGGUUUUCCCGUGGGGGAGCAUUCCUCACAUGCUCCUGUGCAGACUGGAGACCAUGAACCCUGGCUGCAGGCGGUGGACGGAGGACCACUCAACAGGCAGGUGGUGGAGAACCAGCAGCUAUUCAGUGCCCUCAAGGCCUUGCUGGAGGACUUCCGCUCAGAGCUGCGCGAGGACGAGCACGCCAGGCUACGGCUACAGCAGCAGUAUGCCAGCGACAAGGCUGCCUGGGAUGUGGAGUGGGCCGUACUCAAGUGCCGCCUGGAACAGCUGGAGAAGACUGAGAAAAGCUUGGGGGAGCUCGAUGUCCCCACCGAGGGCAAAGGGGCCCUGAAGACCGAGAGAGAGGUGCACCAGAAGCUCCUGGCUGAUAGCCACGGCCUGGUCAUGGACCUGCGCUGGCAGAUCCACCACAGGGAGAAGAACUGGAACCGGGAGAAGGUGGAACUGCUUGAGCGUCUGGACCGGGAGCGGCAGGAAUGGGAGGAGCAGAAGAAGGAGCUCCUGUGGAGGAUGGAGCAGGUACAGAAAGAGAACAGUCCUCGGAGAGGUGGCAGUUUCCUCUGUGAUCAGAAAGAAGGCAACCUCCGUCCCUUGCCUGCUCAGGGUGCCCUGCGAGUGUCCCGGCCGGUGUCCAUGUGGCCCUGCGUGGACACCGACUCCCUCCCGUUUGAGGACCGGCCACUUUCCAAGCUGAAGGAGUCAGACAGGUGCUCGGCCAGCGAGAACCUCUACUUGGAUGCCUUGUCCCUGGAUGAGGAACCCGAGGAGCCAACACCCUGCAGGCCUGAGAGGGAGUUCAGGAACUGUCUGCCCGAGGAGGAAGAAAAUCAUAAGGGAAAUCUUCAAAGAGCCUUGUCUGUGUCCUGCAUGUCCGAAUUCCAGCGCCUCAUGGAUGCUUCUCCUUUCCUGCCUGAGAAGGGCCCGCCCGCGGCCAGCAGCAAGGAGGAUGUCACCCCGCCCCUGUCUCCUGACGACCUGAAGUACAUCGAGGAGUUCAACAGCAAGAGCUGGGACUACACGCCCUCCAGGGCUGGGGACAGGCCUCAGGACCUCUGGGCAGACAGGACGGAGGUGGGGCGGGCAGGACACGAGGCCACAGCCGAGUCGUUCCCCAGCUCCUCCUGGUAUCUGACCACAAGCGUCACCAUGACGACGGACACUAUGACCAGCCCAGAGCACUGCCAGAAGCAGCCCCUGCGAAGCCACGUCCUCACUGAGCAGUCUGGGGUGCGUGUGUUACACAGCCCGCCUGCCGUCCGCAGGGUGGACACCAUUGUGACUGCGGGCACCGAGGGCAGGAGCCGGCUGGACCCUGAAGGGCCCUUCCCCACAAGCAGAGCCAGAGGGAGCCUGGGAGAUGCUAGGGGGGGCCACCCUGAGCCUGGGCUCAGCAGGUGGCCUUGUGCUGCCUCCAGACACCCCCGAGACCUCAUGGAAGGGACUCUCCGGCCCCUUGACGGUCCCCUCUGCCCCUCCCUCGGGUUUGCACCCCCACUGCACAGCCUGGAUAUGUCCAAGAACAUGAGUGAUGACAUGAAGGAGGUGGCCUUCUCCGUCAGGAGUGCCAUCUGCUCUGGUCCCCCUGAGCCACAAGUCAGGGACAUGGCCUGCCAGACCAACGGGUCGCGGACGGCGGGGACGCAGACCACGCAGACCGUCAGCGUGGGCCUGCAGACUGAAGCCCUGCGAGGCAGCACUGUCACCAGCAGUCCCCACAAGUGUCUCACGCCAAAAGCAGGGGGCGGCACCACGCCCGUGUCUUCUCCUUCCCGCAGCCUCAGGAACAGGCAGGUGGCCCCUGCCAUCGAGAAGGUGCAGGCCAAGUUUGAGCGCACCUGCUGCUCCCCCAAGUAUGGUUCACCCAAGUUGCAGCGGAAGCCCCUUUCUAAAGCAGAGCAGCCAGGCAGCCGGGCCUCGCCAGGCUUGGGCCAGAAAGGGUACAGCGAGUCUGCCUGGGCCCGCUCCACCACCACGAGGGAGAGCCCUGUGCACACCACCAUCAACGACGGCCUUUCCAGCCUCUUCAACAUCAUUGACCACAGCCCCGUGGUACAGGACCCCUUCCCGAAGGGGGUGCGGGCCGGGAGUCGGUCUCGCUCAACGGAACCCCAGCAAGAGUCAGGCCCAGGCCAGGAAACGGGCAGCAACUCCCGAGGCCGAUCACCUAGCCCCCUUGGGAUCGGCUCAGAGACGUGCAGAGAGGAGGGGGGCGAGGCCACACCAGUGAGGCAGGACUUAUCUGCUCCUCCUGGCUACACGCUCACUGAGACUGUGGCCCGAAUCCUCAACAAGAAGCUUCUGGAGCAUGCCUUAAAGGAGGAGAGGAGGCAGGCCCCCCACGCCCCCUCGAGUCUUACCAGUGACAGCCACGCAGGAGACUCAGCCUCUGCUGAGCCAGGGGCCAUGGAGGAACUGCCUUGCUCUGCACUAGCACCAUCCCUAGAGCCCUGCUUCUCCAGGCCCGAGAGACCAGCACACCGUCGCCCUCCAUCCCGGUGGGCUCCACCUGCCCCCGCUGCCUCCCAGUCUCCGUCGCCCGGAGACCUGCCGUCCACAGAGGAUCACGCUGAGGAGGAGGAGCCCGGAGAGGCCGCCGUGGGGCUAAAGCUUGCUCGGGUUAUCACAGGAUAAGUCACUGUCAUUUGCAUAGCCGCACCACCAUCCCCGAAGGAGAGAUCGGGUCUUCGCAAGGCGGAAGGAUGUUUGCAAUGAAACACACAGCUGCUGAAUAUCCCAUCCAGGAGACUGAGAUGUUUCUAGAAUGAAACAAUAAAUGUGCCUGUAAUGACUUCAGUUUUUUCAUAGCUCAGAAAACUAUUUUUGUCUCCAUUUUUUUUACACCAUAGUAUAUGAAAUAAAUAAGGUUUAAAUAGAUUUAAAAUAUAAGAGUUUUUAAAAAAUGGACACUUUUAAGAGACAACUGAACUCCCUUGCUCUCAAUCCUGACUGCCUCUCAUAUUUGCACUGUUCUGUUUUGAUUGGGGUUCUCUCUGUGUUGAAUUUAGGAUGUUCUAAGUUAAUUUUAUUUUGUCCAUGUUACUGAAUUUUUUUUUUUUUGAAGAAUUUAAAAAAUGCUUCCGACCGUCUGAUUUUGUUGUAGCAGACAAGCCAUGAAGCGAGGCGGGAGGAGAGUCUCUGACUGGAGGGGUACAGGUCAAUGAUUCUGAGAAGGCACAGGGUCCCCACGUGGGCCCGGGAAGGCUGCGUGGUCCGCGCCCCCCCCCCGCCCCCGGCCGCACGUCUUCGGGUGCAUGUACGUACGCUGCACCGUCCUCCAGCACUCCCACCCGUGCCCCGUCUGACCCACCGUAAUGCCACCGAGUCCUCGUGUUGCACCGUCACUGUUGGUUCCCUUGCAUCGAUGAGACAGCAGCGACAUUCUCCAAUUACUGUUCAGACAUUAACUGGCCAUGUGCAGUGUUCACCCGACACCGUCUCUGUAAGGAAAAGCACUCCAGGAAGCUACAAGGAUGCCUGCGGAGACAAAUGGUGCCUCAGAGGGGCAGAGCCCAGGAGGAAGUAGAAAUAAAGCCUUUACACGCCACAAGUGUGGUGCUGAGUUUGUGUUUCACGUGCGUUCUGUCUUGACACGCUCUGGGCUCUGGGAAGUAUUUCCUGGCUGAGGGACUGAGGGAAUGGGGGGGGCAGCGUGAGGAGGGAACGGCCGUGUCUCACAGGGCUACACGCUCGUGUGCACCAUGAGGUCACAGUUGCAGUGGACUUCAUGACAGGGUCCUGGUGGAAAUCAGCUUUAUUCUCAUUGCAAAAACCAAACUCCAGAAGAGAUGUCAGGGUGCAAGGAAGCUGGUUAUCUGUGAGUCAAGUGUGGGCAGCG
Perognathus longimembris pacificus (Pacific pocket mouse) is the source of this 7286-nucleotide messenger RNA. It is a transcript of the gene Mtcl1, whose product is annotated as microtubule crosslinking factor 1. The record is from RefSeq and is a predicted model, not a curated record. Gene Ontology annotation, molecular function: microtubule binding. Gene Ontology annotation, biological process: microtubule bundle formation; establishment or maintenance of epithelial cell apical/basal polarity; regulation of autophagy. The transcript has 15 exons. Bases 44 to 6082 code for a protein of 2012 amino acids. NCBI's taxonomy places the organism in Eukaryota, Metazoa, Chordata, Mammalia, Rodentia, Heteromyidae. Gene Ontology annotation, cellular component: lateral plasma membrane; microtubule bundle; midbody.